AUGCCACAGCCGCUGCCCUCGAAGGAGAACUCCUUGUUCAAACAAGUGGUCAAGAACUACGAAGCAAAGCAGUACAAGAAAGGUCUGAAGUCGGCAGAACAGAUCCUUCGAAAAGUCCCGAACCAUGGCGAUACGCAGGCGAUGAAAGCGCUCAUCCUCAAUGCCCAGGGAAACUCGACAGAAGCCUUCGAACUCGCUAAAGUGGCCCUCAAGAACGAUGUCAAGUCGCACGUGUGUUGGCAUGUCUACGGUCUCCUGUAUCGAACCGCGAAGAACUAUGAGGAGGCAAUCAAGGCAUACAAGUUUGCGUUGAAGUUGGACCCUGAUUCUGCGCAGAUAUCGCGGGACCUUGCGCAGCUACAAGUUCAGAUGAGGGACUAUCCCGGUUUUGUGCAGACUCGGAUGGCGAUUCUGAAGUCGCGUCCACACGUGCGGCAAAAUUGGACCGCUAUGGCUGUGGCUCAUCAUCUGAACGGUGAAUUCGAGGCAGCGGAGAGGAUUCUUACAACCUACGAGGACACGCUUAAAUCGCCCCCACCGAAGUCCGACAUCGAACACUCCGAGGCAAUCCUGUACAAGAACACCAUUAUAGCGGAAUCGGGGAACAUUGAGAAAGCUUUGAGCCAUCUGGAGGCGGUCAUGAAAAAUAGUCUGGAUCGGACAGCUGUGAUGGAGAUGCGCGCGCGGUAUUUACUUCUGCUAGACCGGAAAGAGGAGGCACAAAAGGCGUAUAGGGCGUUGCUCGACCGGAAUAAUGAGUACCGAGCAUACUACGAGGGGUUGGAGAAAGCAAUGGGACUUGAUAGGACGGAUGACGACUCAAUACCAAAACUGGCCGAGUUAUACGAGUCUUAUGCCGCCAAGAGCGAGAAGGUGGAUGCCGCUCGGAGGGUGCCGCUUGACUUUCUGCAAGGCGAAAGCUUCAAGACCGCGGCGGAUCGCUACCUACGUAGCAUGCUGAAGAGAGGCAUCCCAUCGACGUUCGCAAAUGUGAAAGCGCUGUACAGAGAUCCCGCAAAGAGAACAAUAAUUGAAGAACUGGUGAAUGGUUACGCCUCGGAGCAGUUGACGAAUGGGUCGGCAGAGAAUCACGAAGGUGAUCGGUCUUCCAAUAAAUUUGACGAGGCUGUGCUCUAUUUCCUCGCGCAACACUACAACUAUCAUCUCAGCCGCGAUCUCAGCAAGGCAUUGGACUUCAUAGACAAGGCCCUCGAGAUGAACCCAAAGGCGGUUGAGUAUGGCAUGACCAAGGCACGAAUAUGGAAGCACUACGGCAACCCAGCGAAGGCAUCGGAGAUCAUGGAUGAGGCGCGGACCUGGGACGAGCGGGAUCGCGCCAUCAACAGUAAGUGCGCGAAGUAUCAGCUGCGGAACAACGAGAACGAGAAUGCCCUCAAGACGAUGAGCAAAUUCACCAAGAACGAGACCGUUAAAGAAGCUCUGGGGGAUCUCCAUGACCUACAGUGCAUGUGGUAUCUCACCGAGGAUGGAGAGGCGUAUUUACGGCAGGGAAAAUUCGGUCUGGCCCUCAAGAGAUUUCACGCCAUCUAUGACAUCUUUGACAUCUGGCAAGAGGACCAGUUCGACUUCCACAGUUUUUCGCUACGCAAAGGUCAGAUCAGGGCAUACGUCGAUAUGAUCAGAUGGGAAGACCACCUCCGAGAACACCCCUACUACUCGCGAGCUGCAAUUUUCGCUGUCAAAGCCUACAUCAUGCUCCACGAUAAGCCGCACCUAGCGCAUGAGUCUCUCACCAACGGCUUCACCGACAUGGACAGCAUGGAUGCUAAUGAGCGGAAGAAGGCUAUGAAGAAGGCAAAGAGGGAACAGGAAAAGCAAGAGAAGGCUGAGGCUGAGAGGAAGGAAGCAGAGAAAAAGGCUGCAACGAAGAAACCGGCAACCGGCGCGGAUGGCGAGCUGAAGAAGGAGGAUAAGGAUCCUCAAGGCACGAAGCUUGCGCGAACGAAGGAACCUUUGCAGGAUGCAGGGAAGUUCCUUUCAUUUCUGCUAGAGUUCAGUCCGAAGAACAUUGAGGCGCAAAACGUGGGGUUUGAGGUUUUCACGCGCAAAAAUAAACAUCUACUAGCUCUCAAAUGCCUGCUGGCAGCAUCGAGCAUAGAUUCCGAGAAUCCAACCCUGCAUGAACAGACAGUCCGUUUCCGCCGAACCUUGGACACACUAUCCGAACCGCUUCCUCCGCCCGUCGCCAAAGUCAUCGACUCCACAUUCACCCUUAUCCCCACCUCGACUUCACUCUCAGACUACAACGAUUCCUUCAUCUCCAAGCACAGCAAAAGCGCCCCGCAUGUGCAAGCCGGCCUGAAGGUCCGUCAAUUACUCGACUCGAGCUCAUUACCUCAGAACGAGAAAGAGCUUCUAGCAACACUGGAUUUCGACACCAUCGAGCUGCAAGACGCCAAGAACGGCCUCUCGCUACUUGGCGAGUGGAAGAGCGGAUCGGAAGCUAGAGAAGCAUACAUCAACGCGGCACGGAAGCGGUGGCCGGAAGCCACUGUGUUUGCAGACGCUUGA
This is a messenger RNA of Coniosporium apollinis CBS 100218, 2532 nucleotides long. RefSeq lists its product as uncharacterized. The record is from RefSeq and is a predicted model, not a curated record. Gene Ontology annotation, cellular component: cytoplasm; NatA complex. NCBI's taxonomy places the organism in Eukaryota, Fungi, Ascomycota, Dothideomycetes. Bases 1 to 2532 code for a protein of 843 amino acids. Gene Ontology annotation, biological process: N-terminal peptidyl-methionine acetylation. The transcript has 5 exons. Gene Ontology annotation, molecular function: protein binding; protein-N-terminal amino-acid acetyltransferase activity.